Molecule: messenger RNA, 853 nt
Organism: Ceratotherium simum simum (southern white rhinoceros)
Lineage: Eukaryota; Metazoa; Chordata; Mammalia; Perissodactyla; Rhinocerotidae
Gene: SPR
Product: sepiapterin reductase
Biological process (GO): tetrahydrobiopterin biosynthetic process
Molecular function (GO): sepiapterin reductase (NADP+) activity
Source: RefSeq, a predicted model, not a curated record
CAAGGUCCCGGAGCAAGUGGGCGGAGGUCGGAAGCAUGGAGCGUGGCCGCGGCAAGGAGGGUGGCCUGGGGCGCACGGUGUGCGUGCUGACUGGGGCUUCCCGCGGCUUCGGCCGGGCGCUGGCCCCGCUCCUGGCCCCCCUGCUGUCAGCCGGUUCCGUGCUGGUCCUCAGCGCCCGCGACGACGAGGCGCUGCGGCAGCUGGAGGCCGAGCUGGGCGCAGCGCGGCCGGGCCUACGCGUGGUGCGGGUGCCCGCCGACCUGGGCGCCGAGGCCGGCUUGCAGCAGCUUCUCGGCGCCCUGCGUGAGCUCCCCAGGCCCGAGGGGCUACAGCGAGUGCUGCUCAUCAACAACGUGGGCACUCUUGGGGAUGUGUCCAAAGGCUUCGUGGACCUGGCUGACUCAACUGAAGUGAACAACUACUGGGCUCUGAACUUGACCUCCAUGCUCUGCCUGACUUCUGGCAUCCUGAAGGCCUUCCCGAACAGUCCUGGCCUCAGCAGGACCGUGGUUAACAUUUCGUCCAUCUGUGCCCUGCAGCCUUUCAAGGGCUGGGCACUGUACUGUGCGGGGAAGGCUGCCCGUGACAUGAUGUUCCAGGUCCUGGCCACAGAAGAACCGAGUGUAAGGGUGCUGAGCUAUGCCCCAGGUCCACUGGACACAGACAUGCAGCAGCUGGCCCGGGAGACCUCCGUGGACCCAGACUUGCGAAAAAGGCUGCAGGAGCUAAAGACAAAGGGGGAGCUGGUGGAUUGCAAGAUGUCAGCCCAGAAACUGCUAAGCUUGCUGCAAAAGGACGUGUUCAAGUCUGGAGCCCAUGUUGACUUCUACGAUAAAUAAGCCCAUGUCCUUGG